AUGAUGGAAAGAAUAAGAAAAGAGAUGAUUCUGAUGGAGAGAGGGCUGCACAGCCCCACGGCCGGCAAGAGGUUCUCCAAUUUGUCCGACUCGGCUGGCAAUGCUGUACUCGAGGCCCUGGAAAAUUCGCAGCACCCGGCUCGCCUUAGCCCGCGCCUGCCGUCCGCCCCCCUGCACAGCUCUCUGGGAGACCUCCCUGCCAAGGGCAAAUUCGAAAUAGACACUUUGUUCAACCUGCAGCACCCGGGCAGCGAAAGCACCGUCUCCUCCGAAAUCGCCUCUGCCGCGGAGGGCCGCAAAAAGCCGGGCCAUUAUUCCGAGGCGGCCGCCGAGGCGGAUAUGAGCAGCGACGUGGAGGUGGGCUGCUCCGCUCUGCGCUCCCCCGGCGGCCUCGGCGCCGCGCCGCUUAAGGAAAACAAUGGCAAAGGGUACGCGGAGAGCGGAUCCGCCGGGGGCACCACGACGUCCUCGUCGGGCUCCGGCCUCGGCAGCCCAGUGCGGCGCUACCGCACGGCGUUCACCCGCGAACAGAUCGCGCGCCUGGAGAAGGAGUUCUACCGGGAGAACUACGUGUCACGGCCCCGCCGGUGCGAGCUGGCCGCUGCGCUUAACCUGCCCGAAACCACCAUCAAGCCGCCGCUGGGUUGUGGAGACCCGCUCUGCCAACUCCGGCUACUGGAGGGGGUUUCCUUGAACUUGAAGAAAGGCACAUCAAAACCCACCAGUGUUAACUGCCACGUCAAUUUUGAUGCUAAUAAUGUGCAGAUUAUGACGAAAAUUGCCAAUCAUGCUCUCUGA
This is a messenger RNA of Myotis brandtii (Brandt's bat), 798 nucleotides long. It is a transcript of the gene EVX2, whose product is annotated as even-skipped homeobox 2. NCBI's taxonomy places the organism in Eukaryota, Metazoa, Chordata, Mammalia, Chiroptera, Vespertilionidae. The transcript is spliced from 4 exons. The coding region runs from base 1 to 798 and encodes 265 amino acids. Gene Ontology annotation, biological process: regulation of transcription by RNA polymerase II. Gene Ontology annotation, molecular function: RNA polymerase II cis-regulatory region sequence-specific DNA binding; DNA-binding transcription factor activity, RNA polymerase II-specific. Gene Ontology annotation, cellular component: nucleus. The record is from RefSeq and is a predicted model, not a curated record.